Fulmarus glacialis (Northern fulmar) is the source of this 1452-nucleotide messenger RNA. RefSeq names its product phosphodiesterase 7A (gene PDE7A). Lineage: Eukaryota; Metazoa; Chordata; Aves; Procellariiformes; Procellariidae. The record is from RefSeq and is a predicted model, not a curated record. The transcript is spliced from 13 exons. The coding region runs from base 1 to 1377 and encodes 458 amino acids. Gene Ontology annotation, molecular function: 3',5'-cyclic-AMP phosphodiesterase activity.
AUGGGAAUUGCAUUGAUCUGGUGUUUAGCUCUGAUCCUUAUCAAAUGGAUUACUUGUAAGAGACGUGGAGCAAUUUCCUAUGACAGCUCUGAUCAGACUGCGUUGUACAUUCGUAUGCUAGGAGAUGUGCGAGUAAGAAGUCGGGCAGGAUUUGAAACAGAGAGAAGAGGUUCUCAUCCAUACAUUGAUUUCCGUAUUUUUCACUCAAAUUCUGAAAUCGAGGUGUCUGUGUCUGCGAGAAAUGUGAGAAGGUUGCUUAGUUUCCAGCGAUACCUAAGAUCUUCCCGUUUUUUCCGUGGUAUCACUGUUCCAAAUUCUUCAAACAUUUUAGAUGAUGAUUAUAAUGGACAAGCAAAGUGUAUGCUGGAGAAGGUCGGAAAUUGGAAUUUUGAUAUUUUUCUUUUUGAUAGACUGACAAAUGGAAACAGUCUAGUCAGCUUAACCUUUCAUCUGUUUAAUCUUCAUGGACUAAUUGAACACUUCCAGUUAGAUACGAUGAAACUUCGUAGAUUUUUGGUUAUGGUUCAAGAAGAUUAUCACAGUCAAAACCCUUAUCAUAAUGCAGUUCAUGCUGCUGAUGUGACUCAGGCCAUGCACUGUUACUUAAAAGAGCCCAAGCUUUCCAAAUCUUUAACUCCAUGGGAUGUUCUGCUCAGCUUAAUAGCAGCUGCCACACAUGAUUUGGAUCACCCAGGCGUUAACCAACCUUUCCUAAUUAAAACAAACCAUUACUUAGCAACUUUAUAUAAGAAUACCUCAGUAUUAGAGAACCAUCACUGGAGAUCAGCAGUGGGGUUGCUGAGAGAGUCUGGUUUAUUUGCACAUAUGUCAUUAGAAAACAGGCAGCUGAUGGAAAGCCAGAUAGGUGAUCUCAUUCUUGCCACAGACAUCAGUCAGCAAAAUGAGUAUCUGUCCAUGUUUCGAUCCCAUUUGGAUAGAGGAGACCUAUGUUUAGAGAAUGCGAAUCAUCGUCACUUCAUUUUACAGAUGGCUUUGAAGUGUGCUGAUAUUUGUAAUCCAUGUCGGACAUGGGAGCUGAGUAAGCAGUGGAGUGAAAAAGUAACAGAGGAGUUCUUCCAUCAAGGAGAUAUUGAAAAAAAGUAUCACUUGGGUGUGAGUCCACUUUGUGACCGACAGACGGAAACUAUUGCCAACAUCCAGAUUGGUUUUAUGACUUACUUAGUGGAGCCGCUGUUUGGGGAAUGGGCCCGGUUUUCAAACACCAGGCUGUCGCAGACAAUGCUUGGCCACCUGGGACUGAACAAGGCUAGCUGGAAGGGAGUGCAGAGGGAACAGUCUGGCAGUGGUGACGAUGUUGACCCCGCUUUUGAGGAAAUGGACUCAGACAUAUUACCUCAGGAACCUCGAUUGUCCUGACCUCAAUCUUCAUGACAAAACUGCCUCUUCUCACGGUUCUGCACGGUUGGAUUAAAGGAGAUACUUGCCUGCCCC